AUGCAUCCGAGUCGUCGCCACGAAGGCGAGCCUCGGCGCCCUGUUGACUUCCGCGAGUACCACUCGCGCCUGACAGGCCUUGGAUGUGACGCCGAUGGCAAUGUCCUUCCAGCAGAUGCACCUCCGCCGCCGUGGCUUGAUCCCGAGCCUACAAACUGGAAUCCGUACGACAGCCGAAACGAGUUUGAGGUCGCUAACUUCCUCUACAAGAAGUGUCAGAUGCCGCAGGCGAAGAUUAACCAGUUAAUGAACCUUUGGGCAGCAUCCCUUCUCAAGCAUGACGACAAUCCACCCUUCGCCGAUAACACUGAUCUCGAGAACGUCAUUGAUGCGACAACUGUCGGUGACAUUCCAUGGCAGUCUUUCUCGGUCAGGUACUCAGGACGCAAACCUGACGGGAAUGUUCCAUCGUGGAUGACUGCCGAACAUGACGUCUGGUACAAGUCGCCGCGUCUCGUCGCUCACCACAUCAUCGGGAAUGCGGACAUCGCAGAGGAAUUUGAUAAGGUCCCCUACCGCGAGUUUGUCCAUGUUGAUGGUGAGGAACAGCCACGACGCCGGUAUGGCAACUUCAUGUCAGCGAAUUGGCCAUGGGAACAAGCAGAUAUCAUCGCAGAAGACGAGAAAAUGCAUGGGGCGAUGUUCGGGCCCCUCGUUGUCGGUAGCGACAAGACCACCGUUUCUGUAGCUACAGGUCAAAACGAGUAUUACCCUCUCUACAUGUCCCUCGGAAAUGUCCAUAAUAAUGUGCGUCGCGCGCACCGCGAUGCACUGGUCCUUAUUGGCUUCUUAUCUAUACCGAAGUCGAACAGGGUACACAAGAAAACCAAGCAAUUCCUCAAGUUUCGGCAGCAGCUAUUCCAUUCCAGCCUCUCGGCGAUCUUCGACUGCUUGCGGCCAUAUAUGGCAGAGCAGUAUGACGUCGUCCGUUGUGGGGAUGGCUAUUACCGACGUGUUGUGUAUGGCCUGGGUCCAUACAUUGCCGACUACCCUGAACAGGUCCUCGCGGCGUGUAUAGUCCAAGGCUGGUGCUCGUUUUGUGAUGCCCAUCGUUCAAACCUUGGUCCAGGUGCCGAUCGUCGAACUCAAGCUGUCACCGAAGCCCUUAUCGACGCGUUAGAUCCACGGGUCCUAUGGGAUGAAUACGGCAUCGUGCAUGACAUCAUUCCAUUCACGAACGACUUCCCACGUGCAGAUAUCCACGAACUCUUAUCGGGCGAUCUCCUACACCAAGUUAUCAAGGGCGCCUUCAAGGAUCAUCUCGUGACAUGGGUUGGCGAGUAUCUGACUCUACAACAUGGCGAGGCGCGUGCGAAGGAGCUACUUGAUGAAAUAGAUCGGCGAAUUGCUUCGACACCUUACUUCCCGGGACUGCGACGAUUCUACGAGGGACGUGAAUUCAAGCAAUGGACUGGGGAUGACUCAAAGGCUUUAAUGAAGGUCUACCUGCCUGCUAUCAACGGGAUAGUACCCGAUGACAUGGUCCGCGCCCUUGCCGCCUUCAUGGAAGUCUGUUAUCUCCUGCGUCGCUCAAUUUUGGACGACACUGAUCUCAUUGCAAUCGAGACUGCCCUUGAGAGGUUCCGACACCAUCGCCAGAUCUUCCAGGACUCUGGUGUCCGGCCUACUGGCUUCUCUCUGCCUAGGAUGCAUGCCCUGGAUCACUACAUACGACACAUCCAACAGUUCGGGGCUCCGAAUGGUCUGUGCUCCUCUAUGACCGAGGCUAAGCACAUCAAAGCCGUCAAAGAACCAUGGCGCCGGUCGAAUCGUCACAGACCACUCGGGCAGAUGCUCCUGACGAAUCAGCGCCUAGACAAACUCGCCGCGUCGCGCCGAGACUUCGAGCGUCGUGGAAUGCUUGAAGGCGACUCGCUAUCGGCCGCGCUUGCGGAACUCGCGGCGGAUGAUCCACCAGCAAUGGGUGAACCUAUUGCGGCCGAGGCCCAGGGUGAACUUGAUGAUGAAGAGCCGGUACUCGCGCAGGAUGAAGAGAGAGAUGACGAAGAAGACGACGUAGUUGAUGGACCGACAGUUCAUGGCUUUGUAGAACUGGCCCGUUGUCCAGUUCGUGGUUUGCCUAAUACUCUCCAAGCCCUCAGCGAGCACAUUGGCCAACCUGCACUGCCGUCCCUAUUGCGCCGCUUCCUGUUUGAUCAGCAAAACCCCCAGUCCGACGUACCAGGAGACGAGGUCUCCCUUCGGGAGUGCCCAGUAAUCAACAGCCGAUCAAGAGUACGCGUCUUCCCAUCAGCCGUCGCGACAUUCUACGCACCUAGCGAUGUUUCCGGAGUCGGUGGUAUGCGGCGCGAGCGCAUCCGCGCUGUAUCGAGUUGGUACAAUGGCCCAGGCCGAUACGAUUGCGUCUUCGUCGGCACAGACCCUUCACAGCAAGGAAUGCGGAGCAUGCAUGCAGCGCGUGUUCGACUCCUCUUCUCCUUCCGACAGGAUGACACGACGUACCCGUGCGCCCUUGUCGAGUGGUUUGAAGCCGUCGAAGAUGAGCCGGAUGGUUGUACAGGUAUGUGGGUGGUUGAACCUGACCUCUACGCAGACAACUCUCGCCACACAUCUGUCAUACACCUAGACUCAGUUCUCCGACUCGCACAUCUCAUUCCUGUCUAUGGUGAAGACUUCCUACCAAUUAAUUUCGACGCCGUACACUCGCUGGACGCUUUCCGAUCAUACUUCGUCAACAAAUUCGCGGAUCAUAAUGCUCACGAGAUAGCUUUCUGAUUCCUGUCAUUUGUACUAGUACUACAUUCGACAUUGGCUCCGCGACCACUUCCCAGCCCGCUUAUGUUGCUUAAUCAUCUUGCUUCGG
Fomitopsis serialis is the source of this 2824-nucleotide messenger RNA. RefSeq lists its product as uncharacterized. The record is from RefSeq and is a predicted model, not a curated record. The transcript has 10 exons. NCBI's taxonomy places the organism in Eukaryota, Fungi, Basidiomycota, Agaricomycetes, Polyporales, Fomitopsidaceae. The coding region runs from base 1 to 2736 and encodes 911 amino acids.